GCUGGCACCAUUCGCGUGUAGACAAGCGCGAUGGCCGCUUCAAAACGUGAUCGGCAUCUCCUUGCUUUGGUCGAGGCCGGAGACGCAGAAAGGUUAGGCCCCGCACUCACCGCCCUCUCCGACGACGCCCGCAAGGCUUUUUUGGAGGGAACCACGGCUUCGUCAGCAGCUGGUGCAGGAAACCGCCCGAAGCUCCCGUUGCACGUGGCGGCAGAAGGAGGCUGGGCGAAGGUGGUCGAGGCGCUCCUCUCCUUUGGCGCUCAUGUGAAUGCCAAGGGAGGAAUCCACGAAUCCACACCAGUACACUUAGCUGCCUUCGAGGGCCACGAGGCAGUGCUUGAGAUCCUCUUGCGGAGGGGUGGAGAUGUGAACACCAAGGACAACAGUGGUUCCACUCCGUUGCAUUACGCCGCUCGAGGAAGCUGCGUAGCUGUGGUAGAGGCGCUCAUUCAGAAGGGGAGCGAUGUCAAGGCCACGGAGGGAAUUUAUGGAAGGACGGCCUUGCACUUGGCCGCGUCUGCAGGGCACACGGCAACGCUGGAGGCCCUUGGGAGGGGAGGGGCAGCCGUGGAUGCCGAGGACGACGAAGGCAACACGCCCUUGCAUCGAGCGGCCGUCAAGGGCAACCUCCUGGCCCUGUGCACUCUGAUCAUGUUCGGGGCCUCCAUGAAGAGGAAGAACAAGGACGGGAAAACGCCUCUUCGUCUGCUGACGAUAUCGUUUGUUCAGGCGAAGAAACUGCUUGCAAUCGAAGACGAAAUGAUGAGAUUGAAAAUGGAUAACAGGAUGCUGGAGGACGACCUCAGGAGGGAAGAGCUGGAGAAGAACAGGAGGUGUAACAAAAUGGGCAGUGAGGCAGCCUUUUUGCAAGAGGAAAUCACAAAGCUCAAGGAAACGGUUAAGAAAAAGGAAAAAGCUGCUCGGUGUUUGAAGGAUGAAUGCAAAUCGCUGUACAUUGAGGCACAGAAUCUGAUGGAGGAAAACGCAUCACUGAAGGAGCAACACAAAGCGGAAUUAGAAGCCACGAAGAAAGCCGAGGCUGCGAGGAUGAAGGACGCCAUUAGUUCUUUACAGGACCAGCUGGCGGAGGAGCGGCUCAAAGUGCAACAGCAGAAACCGAUGGAUACUGGAAUGGGUCCGCUGGCGCAGGAACAGCUCCGAGCGCAGCAGGAGCAGCAGAAAGCGAUGGAAAUGGCAAUGGAAACCGAGAGGGAGAAAUACGAACUGGACAUCAGAGUUUUACGCGACGAUUUGAAAAUUUUGAAGGACCAGCUGGCGGAGGAGCGGCUCAAAGUGCAACAGCAGAAACCGAUGGAUAAUGGAAUGGUAACCGAGAACGAAAACCUGAAAAUUGGUCCGCUGGCGCAGGAACAGCUCCGAGCGCAGCAGGAGCAGCAGAAAGCGAUGGAAAUGGCAAUGGAAACCGAGAGGGAGAAAUACGAACUGGAAAUCAAUUUUUUACGUGACGAGUUGAAAAUUUUGAAGGAUAAAUACGAAGGGCAAAGACGGGACAUGAACAGGAAAUAUAACUUCAAUGGGUCAGAGUCAGAGGCACAAAAUUUGGAAAAGGAAAACCGAGAUCUGAAAGAAAAUAUUAGAUCGCUAAAGGACCAGCUGGCGGAGGAGCGGCUCAAAGUGCAACAGCAGAAACCGAUGGAUACUGGAAUGCAGGAUCCGCUGGCGCAGGAACAGCUCCGAGCGCAGCAGGAGCAGCAGAAAGCGAUGGAAAUGGCAAUGGAAACCGAGAGGGAGAAAUACGAACUGGAAAUCAAUUUUUUACGUGACGAGUUGAAAAUUUUGAAGGAUAAAUACGAGGAGGAGAGACGGGAGAAGGACAGGAAACUUAACUCAAAUGGGUCAGAUAUACAAAGGCUGGAGAAGGAAAACGGAGAUCUAAAGGAAAACAUCAGAUCGCUACAGGAGCAACACAGAGCGGAUUUAGAAGCCCUGAAGAAAGCCGAGUCUGAGAAGAUGAAUCAUACUAUUGGCCAGUUAAAGGUGAUUUCGAUUAUGCCAUUAUUUCAGCGUUGGAAGGAUGUCUGGAAAAAGCUAAAGCGAAGAACAGAGUGAAAAACACGCAUAUAGAUACGUAUAU
Messenger RNA from Penaeus indicus, 2095 nucleotides. Its product is annotated as ankyrin repeat domain-containing protein 6-like. Gene Ontology annotation, biological process: protein localization to ciliary inversin compartment. Gene Ontology annotation, cellular component: cytoplasm; ciliary inversin compartment; nucleus. The record is from RefSeq and is a predicted model, not a curated record. Bases 31 to 2070 code for a protein of 679 amino acids. The transcript has 19 exons. Lineage: Eukaryota; Metazoa; Arthropoda; Malacostraca; Decapoda; Penaeidae. Gene Ontology annotation, molecular function: protein binding.